CUGCAGGCGGGCAUUGUGGGGUUGCCCAACGUGGGCAAGUCCACGUUAUUCAACGCGCUGGUGGAGAAUGGUAAGGCCCAGGCGGCCAACUUCCCGUUCUGCACCAUCGAGCCCAAUGUGGGCAUCGUGCAGGUGGAAGACCCCCGGCUGAAGGAGCUCAGCGGCAUUUCGGGAUCCAAGGAAAUUAUCCCCGCCACGGUGGAGUUCGUUGACAUUGCCGGUUUGGUGAAGGGCGCCUCCAAGGGAGAGGGUAUGGGCAACCAGUUCCUCACCAACAUCAGGAACACGGACGCCAUUUGCCAGGUGGUUCGCUGUUUCGAAGACGAUGACAUCAUUCACGUCGCGGGUAAAGUGGACCCACUGGACGAUAUCGAUGUGAUUAAUUUGGAACUGGCCCUGGCUGACCUGGGGGUCAUUGAGAAGCGGGUGGAGAGGCUCAAGAAGGGCAAGAAGUCCGGCGACCAGGCGGAGCGCGACGAGCUGGAGCUGGCGGCACUCGCCAAGAUUCAGGCUGCCAUCGAGGCGGGUAAGGGCGCCCGCACCGCCCCCCUCACGCGGGACGAGGCGGCGGCGGUGAAGGGCCUGGGGCUGCUCACCCUCAAGCCCCUAAUCUACGCGGCCAACGUCGUGGAAGACGACCUCGCAGACCAGGGCGCGAACAACCGCCAUGCCCUCCGUGUGCGCGCUGCCGAGGAGGGCGUGUCCGUGGUGGUGGUGAGCGCCAAAGUGGAGGCGGAGCUGAACGAGCUGCCCAAAGAGGAGGCUCGUGAGUGGCUGGAGUCCCUAGGUGUCCAGGACGGCGGGUUGUCCUCGCUGGUGCGAGCCACGUACUCCACAUUGGGGCUGCAGACCUACUUCACCACGGGCGAGAAGGAGACACGGGCUUGGACCAUUCGCAAGGGUAUGACGGCCCCCCAAGCGGCCGGGGUAAUCCACACGGACUUUGAAAAGGGCUUCAUCCGCGCCGAAACCAUCGCUUACAACGACUACGUCAAGUACCAGGGUUACACGGGGGCUAAGGAAGCGGGGGCGCUAAGGCUGGAGGGCAAGGAGUACGUGGUGGAGGAGGGGGAUGUCAUGCUCUUCCGGUUCAAUGUCUGA
This is a messenger RNA of Volvox carteri f. nagariensis, 1101 nucleotides long. RefSeq lists its product as uncharacterized. The transcript has 11 exons. The annotation marks the transcript as partial. The record is from RefSeq and is a predicted model, not a curated record. NCBI's taxonomy places the organism in Eukaryota, Viridiplantae, Chlorophyta, Chlorophyceae, Chlamydomonadales, Volvocaceae. Gene Ontology annotation, molecular function: ATP binding; ATP hydrolysis activity; GTP binding. Gene Ontology annotation, cellular component: cytoplasm.